This is a messenger RNA of Gloeophyllum trabeum ATCC 11539, 1131 nucleotides long. RefSeq names its product glycerol dehydrogenase. NCBI's taxonomy places the organism in Eukaryota, Fungi, Basidiomycota, Agaricomycetes, Gloeophyllales, Gloeophyllaceae. The record is from RefSeq and is a predicted model, not a curated record. Gene Ontology annotation, molecular function: oxidoreductase activity, acting on CH-OH group of donors; metal ion binding. The transcript has 3 exons. The coding region runs from base 1 to 1131 and encodes 376 amino acids.
AUGCCCAACCCCGAAAAGAUCACGGAGAAGGUGUUCCAGUCGCCGUCAAAGUACAUACAGGGCCCUAGCGCGCUGAAGAAUGCUGCGCGGUACUUAUCACCCUUGGGCCAGCGGCCCCUUGUCGUAGUCGAUAACAUCGUCUUCGAGAUUGCGGGGAAGACCCUGCUGUCCGCUCUGAGCACCGCAGGCAUGAACCCGACGCGGGGUGCCUUCACGGGCGAAGCCUCCCUUCAGGAAAUCGGCCGCCUCGCCGACAUCGCCAAGUCAUCGAACCCGCCCUGCGACUUCAUUAUCGCGCUCGGCGGCGGCAAGACGAUCGACACCUCCAAGCAGAUCGCGACGGACCUGCAUCUCCCCGUCGCGGUCCUCCCGACGACCGCCUCGACGGACGCGCCCUGCUCCGCGCUCUCCGUGCUCUACACGCCCGAGGGCGAGUUCCACAAGUACAGCUUCUUCGAGAAGAACCCGAACAUCGUGCUCGUCGACACGAGCAUCGUCGUCAAGGCCCCCGCGCGCUUCCUCGCGGCCGGCAUCGGCGACGCGCUCGCGACCAACGUCGAGGCGCGCGAGGUGCGCAACAGCCCCAACUUCGGCAAGGGCCUGCCCACCGCCGUGAGCGUCGCCAUCUGCUCCAAGUGCGAGGAGAUCUUGUUCCAGUACGGCCAGCAGGCCCUCGAGGCGAACAAGGCUCAGGCACUUACCCCAGCCUUCGAGGCCGUUGUCGAAGCCAAUACGCUUCUAUCCGGUCUCGGAUUCGAGUCAGGCGGACUGGCUGCAGCACAUGCAAUUCAUGAUGGUCUGACAUCCCUCCCCGAGCUCCACCACCUGAUGCAUGGCGAAAAGGUCAACUUCGGCACGGUGUGCCAACUCCUUUUGUCCAACACGCCAGCCGAAACCCUCGACCGCUACCUCAAGCUCAUGGUCUCCGUCGGACUCCCCGUAACCUUCGAGCAGCUAGGCUUGAAGGAGGUGAGAGAUGAAGACCUCAGGAAAGUAGCUAGACUCGCAUGCUCGCCGGGCGAGACGAUCUGGAAUUUAGACGUGGUGAUCAAUGAAGACGUGGCAUACGGCCUCCUCAAGGCCGCGGAUGCCGUUGGGAGGGAGUACUUGGCCCGUACCAGCAAGGCAUAG